Molecule: messenger RNA, 2198 nt
Organism: Lactuca sativa (garden lettuce)
Lineage: Eukaryota; Viridiplantae; Streptophyta; Magnoliopsida; Asterales; Asteraceae
Gene: SS1
Product: glycogen/starch synthase, ADP-glucose type
Cellular component (GO): chloroplast
Molecular function (GO): alpha-1,4-glucan glucosyltransferase (UDP-glucose donor) activity
Source: RefSeq, a predicted model, not a curated record
AAAACCAACUAAAGUAAACCCUCACCUCUUCGACCCCCUCCCCUCCCCUCUCCUCCCUCUCACACACAGUGACACACUUUCUCUGUCACACAAAUAUCGCUUUUCAUUUUCGUCCAGCUUCAAAUUCACGAUCCUUUACGUCCUCUACUGGGUCUAUCUCCUCCUUUUUCCCUUUUCAUUUCCCCCGUCAUGGAGACUCUGCUCCAAUCAUGCUCCAUUUUCACACCCAAGCCUCCGGUCAGAUCGCCUGUUGAUAGGCAAUUGGCUUUAUCUUCUUUUGCUAUUAAUAAACAGAGGAGUUGUAAUGUGAAGUUGAAGGCGAUUAGCAGGAGCUCUCAAGAGGGAUCUUCUUCUAUUGAAGAUGUAAGGAAGGAUGGCAUGCUAUUGGGUGCUGACAAGGAUGAAUCUGGUUCAGUCGUUGGAUUUCGUUUAAUUCCUCAAUCUGGUGAGACAGAAGUCAGCAACUCUCAUGAUACCAUAUCAAAUGGUAAAGAGGAAGUGAUUGUGGAUGAUGACUCAGUACAAACAACAUCUGCAGAAGUGACAUACAACAUUGUUUUCGUUACAUCUGAAGCAGCACCAUACUCUAAAACUGGAGGCUUAGGAGAUGUGUGUGGCUCUUUGCCCAUUGCACUUGCAGAACGUGGGCAUCGAGUAAUGGUUGUUUCACCUAGAUAUUUGAAUGGUGGACCUAAUGAUAAGAAGUUUGCUGGAGCUCUUGAUCUUGAUUGUCGAGUUAAGGUUUCUUGCUCUGGUGGGGUCCAGGAGGUUGCCUUCUUUCAUGAGUAUAGAGCAGGUGUUGAUUGGGUGUUUGUGGACCACCCUUCUUACCAUCGUCCUGGAAAUCCAUAUGGUGAUGCUUAUGGUGCAUUUGGUGAUAACCAGUUUAGGUUCACCUUACUUUGUCAUGCAGCAUGUGAGGCUCCUUUAGUGCUUCCUUUGGGAGGUUUUACAUAUGGUGAAAACUGUUUGUUUCUUGCCAAUGAUUGGCAUGCAGGUCUUGUCCCAGUGCUAUUGGCAGCAAAAUAUCGCCCCUAUGGAGUUUACAAGGAUGCUAGAAGUAUUGUUGUGAUACACAAUCUUGCACACCAGGGAGUUGAGCCUGCAUCAACCUACAGUAAUUUUGGAUUGCCCCCAGAGUGGUAUGGAGCAUUGGGGUGGGUAUUUCCUACUUGGGCAAGAACACAUGCUCUUGACACUGGUGAAGCUGUAAAUAUUCUAAAAGGUGCACUUGUUACUGCUGAUCGCAUACUCACAGUUAGUGAGGGGUAUUCUUGGGAAAUUACAACCCCAGAAGGUGGAAAUGGUCUAAACGAGCUUCUUACUAGUCGAAAGAUUGUGGUGAAUGGAAUCACAAAUGGAAUUGAUCUAACGGAAUGGAAUCCGUCUUCUGAUGUGCACAUCCCUUCUCAUUACUCCCUUGAGGACCUUUCCGGAAAAAUUGAAUGCAAGAUUGCUCUACAAAAGGAAUUAGGUCUUCCAAUUCGACCAGAUUGCCCAAUGAUUGGAUUUAUUGGGAGAUUGGACUAUCAGAAGGGUAUUGACAUAAUUCUCUCAGGAACUCCAGACUUGUUGCAAGAUGAUGUCCAAUUUGUAAUGCUUGGAUCAGGAGAAAAACAGUAUGAAGACUGGAUGAGAGCCACAGAAGCAACAUUCAAAGAUAAGUUCCGUGGAUGGGUCGGAUUCAAUGUCCCCAUAUCUCACCGGAUAACAGCAGGAUGUGAUAUUCUAUUAAUGCCCUCAAGAUUCGAGCCAUGUGGUCUAAAUCAACUGUAUGCAAUGAGAUAUGGAACUGUUCCUGUAGUCCAUGCAACUGGAGGACUAGGAGACACUGUGAAGACUUUUAAUCCAUUUGCUGAUGAAGGCAGAGGUGAAGGUACCGGGUGGGGGUUUAAACCUUUGACAAGAGAAAGCAUGUUGGAUGCAUUGCGGAUUGCUAUAGAGACAUACAGGAAACACAAGAGCUCUUGGAGAGGAUUAAUGAAGAGAGGAAUGGAAAGGGAUUCCUCAUGGAAUAACGCUGCAGUUAAAUAUGAGCAAGUUUUCAAAUGGGCUUUUAUUGAUCCUCCUUAUGUUUCAUGAUCACUAAAUUAAAUUAUAACAUAUGGUUAGAGUGUAUUUAUUAUAUAUAUUAAGGAAAUAGGCUGUAAUAAGAUUCUUAUGAACAGUAAUUUUGAGGAAUAUAUACAUUUUUCUUA